Molecule: messenger RNA, 6449 nt
Organism: Athene cunicularia (burrowing owl)
Lineage: Eukaryota; Metazoa; Chordata; Aves; Strigiformes; Strigidae
Gene: DSCAML1
Product: DS cell adhesion molecule like 1
Exons: 30
Coding region: 1134-6449 (1771 amino acids)
Biological process (GO): homophilic cell-cell adhesion; axon guidance; dendrite self-avoidance
Cellular component (GO): plasma membrane; axon
Molecular function (GO): cell-cell adhesion mediator activity
Source: RefSeq, a predicted model, not a curated record
UAGGAAAUGAGGAAAGCGAAAGAAAGGGGACAGAGCUGCCUCCUUACUCCGCUUGCUGCCUCUUAUGUUACCCAGUUAUCUGAACGUUAAUCCGACGAAAAAUAUUUACCCAGGUUUAAGAGGGCAUCCUGUCCGGUUGUGUGGUGACGAUCAGUUUAUUCCAUCAAUUAUUAAUUACGGAAUAGCUUCUUGAUUUGAGCUGGAGUAAAAGCUGCGUUGGGGAGCUUUACCCAAAAUCGCUUUUGUGUUUAGGAUCUGCUGAGCUGAACGUGCCAGCGUCUGCUUUGCUUACAUUUGCAUUUUUUACUGGGCUAAAAGGAAAAAAACAAACGUGAAAACAAAUAACCGUCGAGGAUGCUGCGAUUUCUUCCCCCCUCCCGGUAGUCCAAAUAAAUAAAGAGCUGCACCGGUUUUAUUGCUUUUGCAUGUUUUCAGCCCCAGCAUCUUGGAAAAGGGGUCUCUUCCCACAGAGCUAUCUCUUCGGAGAAGAGCAAAUUAAAAGCCUCCAUUAGCACAACUCCUUGUGGCCUUUUUUUUUUUUUUUUUUUUUAAGAAAUAAAAUGUAUCUUCAGUGUUGAACAGUCCUGGCGAUGGAAAGUGUUAAAGUGAAAUGGUUCCAAAGAGAGGACAGCAAUACAAUGGAAGUUUCAUUAUAAUAAUAGGAUAAAAAAAAAAAGAAUUGCUUAAUGCAUGAUAAACCUCUCAGAUGCUUAAUAUUUCUGGGCAUCGAAGCACAUCCUUUUAACGUGUUCCUGCUGGAGAGCGAGAGCUCAAGUAGAAACUGAAAGCAAAUAGACAUUUGAUCCAGGGGACCACUGAAGUUUAGAAAUCCCUCGAUGGGCUGUAGCUGCUUGUUUUCCCCCCUGCCUAUAACAUAAGCAAAAAUAGGUGGUUGGCGAGUGAAUGAACGGGGACUUGAGCAGAAAGACGGUCUGGCAGCGUGAGUGAAAGCAGCCAGGCAGAGGAGGAGGGGAGGCGAGGGGUGAACGGUGUGAUGAAGAGCAGACCGGGCAAAAUUGAGCGGCUUGGAGCCGGGAAAGCAUCUCCCUGCGUGUUCUCGCUGGAUCUCUCCGCCGCCUGAUUUAUAUUGGCAUUAUAUUUACAUUAUGUUCCUGUAUUGGGUGCAGUGAACUAUGCAGCUUGCGUUUUUUAAUCUCUCCCCAUCUCGGCCCCCCAGUGUGGCACAGCACUCGUUUGUCUCUGAAAUGAAACAUGGAAACCUCAUUAAAUGCACGGAGGAGAAGCCUGCAGUGCUGAACUCCUCGCCGUGCCCGGGGUUUGUUUAUCCUGCAGCUAGCCCAGAUUUCCCGGCGCGAGGAGCCGCGGCGGCGACUUGCCCACAGCCUUUACCUGCGCCUGGUGUGGGCUCGGGGCUGCUCCUGCCUUGGGCACAUGCUGAAGAUGUUGGAACCAGCCUCUACUUUGUGAACGACUCUAUCCAGCAGGUCACCUUCUCCAGCACAGUGGGGGUGGUGAUCCCCUGCCCGGCAGCAGGGUCACCCAGCGCCGUCCUUCGGUGGUACCUGGCCACGGGCGACGACAUCUACGAUGUGCCCCACAUCCGGCACGUCCAUGCCAAUGGGACUUUGCAGCUCUACCCCUUCUCGCCAUCAGCCUUCAAUAGCUUUAUCCACGACAACGACUACUUCUGCACCGCGGAGAACUCGGCUGGCAAAAUCAGGAGCCCGAAUAUCCGCGUUAAAGCAGUUUUCAGGGAACCGUACACCGUUCGGGUGGAGGACCAAAGGUCGAUGCGUGGAAACGUGGCUGUUUUCAAGUGCCUCAUCCCCUCUUCAGUGCAGGAAUACGUUAGUGUUGUGUCCUGGGAGAAAGACACCGUUUCUAUCAUCCCAGAAAAUAGGUUUUUUAUUACUUCUUACGGAGGUUUGUACAUAUCGGACGUGCAGAAGGAAGAUGCCUUGUCCACCUACAGGUGUAUCACCAAGCACAAGUACAGCGGGGAGACGCGGCAGAGCAACGGAGCCAGGCUCUCGGUCUCAGACCCGGCAGAGUCCAUCCCCACGAUGCUAGACAGCUUCCAGUCCCGGGAGGUGAAGGCAGGCCGGCCGGUGGAGCUGCCCUGCAUCGCCUCGGGCUACCCCAACCCGGCCGUCCGGUGGAUCAAGGACGGGCGCCCGCUGCCCGCCGACGGCCGCUGGGCCAAGCGCAUCACGGGCCUGACCAUCAGCGACCUGCGUGUGGAGGACAGCGGGACCUACAUCUGCGAGGUGACCAACACCUUUGGGUCCGCAGAGGUCACGGGGACCCUCACGGUCAUAGACCCUCUGCGUGUGACCCUCACACCAAAGAAGCUCAAAACAGGCAUCGGCAGCACCGUCAUCCUCUCUUGUGCCCUCAGCGGGUCCCCCGAGUACGUCAUCCGCUGGUACCGCAACACGGACCUUGUGGUGGUGGAUGACUACAUCUCCAUCCGCGGCAUCAGCAACGAGACCCUCCUCAUCACGGCCGCGCAGAAGAGCCACUCCGGGGCCUACCAGUGCUUUGCCACCCGCAAGUCCCAGACGGCACAGGACUUCUCCAUCAUCACGCUGGAGGAUGGGACCCCCCGCAUCGUCUCCUCCUUCAGCGAGAAGGUGGUCAACCCCGGGGAGCAGUUCUCCCUGAUGUGUGCUGCCAAGGGGGCCCCCCCGCCCACCGUCACCUGGGCGCUGGACGACGAGCCCAUCCCGCGGGACAGCGGGCACCGCACCAACCAGUACACCAUGUCGGACGGCACCACCGUCAGCCACAUGAACGUCACCAGCCCGCAGAUCAAGGACGGCGGCGUGUACCGGUGCACCGCGCGGAACUCGGUGGGCAGCGCCGAAUACCAAGCGCGAAUAAACGUAAGAGACAAGGGUGCGCGGACCCGCCGGUGCUGGGUGGAGCUGGGAGCCCAGGGACGAGUGUGGUGGCGGGGGGAGCCACUCUUGCGCCUGUAUGAGAGGGCAGCUUAUUUCUGCCGAGGGGACAAUUGGCAGCCUGCUAAUUUAAUUAUGGAGACUGCAGAAAGAGGAUCUCAUCUACCAGUCCCUCCGCUGAUCCAGCCCUUCGAGUUCCCGCCAGCCUCCAUCGGGCAGCUCCUCUACAUCCCCUGUGUGGUCUCCUCCGGGGACAUGCCCAUCCACAUCACCUGGAGGAAGGACGGCCACGUAAUCCUCUCCGGCUCUGGAGUCACCAUUGAGAGCAAGGAGUUCAUGAGCUCCCUGCAGAUCUCCAGCGUCUCCCUCAAGCACAACGGCAACUACACCUGCAUCGCCAGCAACGACGCCGCCACGGUCAGCCGGGAGCGGCAGCUCAUCGUGCGGGUGCCUCCUCGUUUUGUGGUCCAACCCAACAACCAAGAUGGCAUUUACGGUAAAGCCGGGGUGCUGAAUUGCUCCGUUGACGGGUACCCCCCUCCGAAAGUCAUGUGGAAACACGCAAAAGGAAGCGGCAACCCCCAGCAGUACCACCCCAUCCCCCUCACGGGCCGCAUCCAGAUCCUGCCCAACAGCUCCCUGCUCAUCCGCCACGUGCUGGAGGAGGACAUCGGCUACUACCUCUGCCAGGCCAGCAACGGGGUGGGCACAGACAUCAGCAAGUCCAUGUUCCUCACCGUGAAGAUCCCGGCCAUGAUCACCUCCCACCCCAACACCACCAUCGCCAUCAAGGGCCAGACCAAGGAGCUGAACUGCACCGCCCGGGGCGAGCGGCCCAUCAUCAUCCGCUGGGAGAAGGGCGACACCGUCAUCGACCCCGACCGCAACAUGCGCUACGCCAUCACCACCAAGGACAACGGCGACGAGGUCAUCUCCACCCUCAAGCUGAAACCAGCCGACCGCGGGGACUCGGUCUUCUUCUCCUGUCACGCCAUCAACUCCUACGGCGAGGACAGAGGCCUGAUCCAGCUCACUGUCCAAGAGCCCCCUGACCCACCAGAGCUGGAGAUCCGUGAGGUGAAAGCCCGGAGUAUGAAUUUGCGAUGGACGCAGCGGUUUGACGGCAACAGCAUCAUCACCGGCUUCGAUAUCGAGUACAAGAACAAGUCGGAUUCCUGGGAUUUUAAGCAGUCUACGCGCAACAUCUCCCCGACCAUCAACCAGGCGAACAUCGUGGACCUCCACCCGGCCUCGGUGUACAGCAUCCGCAUGUACUCCUUCAACAAGAUCGGGCGCAGCGAGCCGAGCAAGGAGCUCACCAUCAGCACGGAGGAAGCAGCUCCCGACGGGCCUCCGAUGGACGUCACCUUGCAGCCGAUGACAUCCCAGAGCAUCCAGGUCACCUGGAAGGCCCCGAAGAAGGAGCUGCAGAACGGGGUGAUCCGUGGCUACCAGAUCGGGUACCGGGAGAACAGCCCGGGCAGCAACGGGCAGUACAGCAUCGUGGAGAUGAAGGCCACGGGGGACAGCGAGGUCUACACGCUGGACAACCUGAAGAAGUUCGCCCAGUACGGGGUGGUGGUGCAGGCGUUCAACCGCGCGGGGACGGGGCCCUCGUCCAGCGAGAUCAACGCCACCACGCUGGAGGACGUUCCCAGCCAGCCCCCCGAGAACGUGCGGGCCAUCUCCAUCACGUCGGACGUGGCCGUGAUCUCGUGGUCGGAGCCCCCACGCAGCACCCUCAACGGGGUGCUCAAGGGCUACCGGGUCAUCUUCUGGUCCCUCUACAUGGACGGAGAGUGGGGCGAGAUGCAGAACAUCACGACCACGCGGGAGCGCGUGGAGCUGCGGGGCAUGGAGAAGUUCACCAACUACAGCGUGCAGGUGCUGGCCUACACCCAGGCCGGCGACGGCGUCCGCAGCAGCGUGCUCUACAUCCAGACCAAGGAGGACAUUCCAGGUCCCCCGGCCGGCAUCAAGGCCGUCCCAUCUUCCGCCAGCAGCGUGGUGGUGUCCUGGCUGCCGCCGGCCAAGCCCAACGGCAUCAUCCGGAAAUACACCAUCUUCUGCUCCAGCCCCGGGUCGGGGCAGCCGGCCCCCAGCGAGUACGAGACGAGCCCCGACCAGCUCUUCUACCGCAUCGCCCACCUGAACCGCGGGCAGCAGUACAUGCUGUGGGUGGCCGCCGUCACCUCCGCCGGCCGUGGCAACAUCAGCGAGAAAGUCACCAUCGAGCCCGCUGGGAAAGCCCCUGCCAAGAUCAUCUCCUUCGGAGGCACCGUCACCACGCCCUGGAUGAAGGACGUGAGGCUGCCCUGCAACUCCGUCGGGGAGCCGGUCCCCGCCAUCAAGUGGACCAAGGACAGCGAGGACUCUGCCAUCCCCGUGACGGCGGACGGCCAUCGCCUGAUCCAGGCCAACGGCACGCUGGUGCUGCGCUCGGUGAAGGCGGAGGACUCCGGCUACUACACCUGCACCGCCACCAACACCUGGGGCUUCGACACCAUCAUCAUCAACCUGCUGGUGCAAGUGCCCCCGGACCAGCCCCGCCUGACCGUCUCCAAGACCUCAGCAUCGUCCAUCACACUGGCCUGGAUUCCUGGGGACAACGGGGGCAGCUCCAUCCGAGGUACGGCUGCUGGCCCCCAGCCCCUGUCCCGAGCUGCGGGUGCCUCUGGUGCCGGCGCUGGGGGACGAGGCUCGAGUGUGGGUUUUCAGGAGCAUCCCACAGACUGCACACCCGCUUUGGUCUCUGUGCCUCACCAGCCCCCCGAGAACGUGCGGGCCAUCUCCAUCACGUCGGACGUGGCCGUGAUCUCGUGGUCGGAGCCCCCACGCAGCACCCUCAACGGGGUGCUCAAGGGCUACCGGGUCAUCUUCUGGUCCCUCUACAUGGACGGAGAGUGGGGCGAGAUGCAGAACAUCACGACCACGCGGGAGCGCGUGGAGCUGCGGGGCAUGGAGAAGUUCACCAACUACAGCGUGCAGGUGCUGGCCUACACCCAGGCCGGCGACGGCGUCCGCAGCAGCGUGCUCUACAUCCAGACCAAGGAGGACAUUCCAGGUCCCCCGGCCGGCAUCAAGGCCGUCCCAUCUUCCGCCAGCAGCGUGGUGGUGUCCUGGCUGCCGCCGGCCAAGCCCAACGGCAUCAUCCGGAAAUACACCAUCUUCUGCUCCAGCCCCGGGUCGGGGCAGCCGGUACGGAACGGAACGGAACAGGGCCGGCCGCGGCCGGGCUACAAGGGGCGGAACAGCAUGGUGUCCACGGAGAGCGCCUCGUCGACCUACGAGGAGCUGGCACGCGCCUACGAGCACGCGAAGCUGGAGGAGCAGCUGCAACACGCCAAGUUCGAGAUCACCGAGUGCUUCAUCUCGGACAGCUCUUCGGACCAGAUGACCACCGGCACCACCGACAACGCCGACAGCAUGACCUCCAUGAGCACCCCCUCGGAGCCCGGCAUCUGCCGCUUCACCGCCUCCCCGCCCAAGCCCCAGGACAGCGAGCGCGGCAAGAGCGUGGCCGUGCCCAUCCCGCACCGCGCCAGCAAGAGCGACUACUGCAACCUCCCGCUCUACGCUGACUUCUAA